CCGAGCCGGGGCGGGACGACGGAGCCCGGAGGUGGCUGAGCGCCGAAAUCCAGCCACCAGCGUGCACUGGACACCGAGGGACACACACCGCGGGACCCCGGCGUGCGCCUGGCUCCGCAGCCAUGGAGAAGGCGAAGGCGAAGGCGCGACCGCUCUGGUCCAACCCGCUGCAGUUCGUCUUCGCCUGCAUCUCCUACGCCGUGGGCCUGGGCAACGUUUGGCGCUUCCCUUACCUGUGCCAGAUGUACGGCGGGGGGAGCUUUUUGGUGCCAUACAUCAUCAUGCUCAUCGUGGAGGGAAUGCCACUCCUGUACAUGGAGCUGGCCGUUGGUCAGCGCAUGCGGCAAGGAAGCAUUGGUGCCUGGCGGACCAUCAGCCCCUAUCUUAGUGGUGUCGGUGUCGCCAGUGUGGUGGUCUCCUUCUUCCUCUCCAUGUACUACAAUGUCAUCAAUGCCUGGGCCUUCUGGUACCUCUUCCACUCCUUCCAGGACCCCCUGCCGUGGUCUGUCUGUCCACUGAACAGCAACCACACAGGCUAUGAUGAAGAGUGUGACAAGGCUUCCUCCACGCAGUACUUCUGGUACCGGAAAACCCUCAAUAUCUCGCCGUCCAUUGAGGAAAAUGGGGGUAUUCAGUGGGAGCCAGCGCUCUGCUUGCUCCUGGCCUGGCUCGUGGUGUACCUAUGCAUCCUGCGGGGCACUGAGUCCACUGGCAAGGUGGUGUAUUUCACUGCAUCGCUGCCCUACUGUGUGCUGAUCAUCUACCUGGUCCGAGGCCUCACACUCCACGGAGCCAUCAAUGGCCUGGCCUACAUGUUCACCCCCAAGUUGGAGCAAUUGGCCAACCCCAAGGCCUGGAUCAACGCUGCCACCCAGAUCUUCUUCUCACUCGGCCUGGGCUUUGGCAGCCUGAUUGCCUUCGCCAGCUACAACGAGCCAUCCAAUAACUGCCAGAAGCAUGCGGUCAUUGUGUCCCUCAUCAACAGCUCCACCUCCAUCUUUGCCAGCAUUGUCACCUUCUCCAUCUAUGGCUUCAAAGCCACCUUCAAUUAUGAGAGCUGCUUGAACAAGGUCAUUCUGCUGCUGACCAAUUCUUUCGACUUGGAGGAUGGAUAUUUGACACACAGCAACCUGGAGCAGACCAAGGACUACCUAGCAUCCACCUUUCCUGACAAGUACAAUGAGGUGUUCCCACAGAUUAAAAACUGCAGCUUGGAAUCAGAGUUGGACACAGCUGUCCAAGGCACUGGCCUGGCUUUCAUCGUCUACACUGAAGCCAUUAAAAACAUGGAGGUAUCACAGCUUUGGUCUGUACUAUACUUCUUUAUGCUGCUGAUGUUGGGCAUGGGGAGCAUGCUGGGCAACACGGCUGCCAUCCUCACUCCCCUCACCGACAGCAAACUCAUCACCAGCUACCUUCCCAAGGAAGUCAUCUCAGGUCUGGUGUGCCUCAUUAACUGUGUCGUUGGCCUGAUCUUCACCAUGGACGCUGGCAACUACUGGUUUGACAUAUUCAACGACUAUGCAGCCACGCUGUCCCUGCUGCUCAUUGUGCUGGUGGAGACGAUUGCUGUGUGCUACGUGUACGGACUGAGGAGAUUUGACAGUGACCUAAAAUCCAUGACAGGCCGCACGCUCAACUGGUACUGGAAGAUCAUGUGGGCUGGUGUGAGCCCCCUUCUCAUCAUCAGCCUCUUCAUCUUCUACCUGAGUGACUACAUCAUGACAGGGACCCUGCAGUACCAGGCAUGGGAUGCCUCCCAGGGCCAGCUCGUGACCAAGGAUUACCCGCCAUAUGCACUGGCUGUCAUUGGCCUACUGGUGGCCUCCUCUACCAUGUGCAUUCCCCUCGUGGCCCUGGGAACUUUUGUCAUGCGCCGCCUCAAAAAGGGAGACACAACUCCAGUGGCUUGAGGACUGGGCUGCUCAGAGCCAGCAGUCAGCCACUUACGGUUUCACAGCCAUUGUGCACAGGUGGAAAACUCCUGGAUGCUUUAAAAAAUAUAUUAUCCAGCAGUGCUCAGCCUGUUAUCUUCCUGAGUCUGUCAAGAAGAAUCGAGAUGGUGUGAAAGAAGGAGACUCCCAUGGGGAGAGACCAGGACCCCGCAUGACUGCCCACCUCUACGGUCGCAGGGGCAGCCUCUUGUCAGGAGUAGGCAAGUUUCUUGAGGCUGGUCAUGAACAGACUUGCUCUCCGGAUUCUACACAAACUCCAGAAGGCCACCUCAAGUUUAACUACAAUUUUUAAUGGAUAAAAAUGGAAAC
Molecule: messenger RNA, 2264 nt
Organism: Suncus etruscus (white-toothed pygmy shrew)
Lineage: Eukaryota; Metazoa; Chordata; Mammalia; Eulipotyphla; Soricidae
Gene: SLC6A20
Product: solute carrier family 6 member 20
Exons: 11
Coding region: 123-1913 (596 amino acids)
Biological process (GO): sodium ion transmembrane transport
Cellular component (GO): plasma membrane
Molecular function (GO): L-proline transmembrane transporter activity
Source: RefSeq, a predicted model, not a curated record